GGUUUCAAAGCGCUCGAGCUCGAAACACUGUGUACUGAUGACACCUGCUGGUCAAGGAAAGACAUCGUCAAAAUAAUAAUAACGCAGGUUAAACUUGUAGAAUGGAGCCAAUUUCAUACGUUUUUGCAAAUAUGAUGCAAAGUUCUUUCUAAAAAAAAAAAAAAAAAUCAAGCGAUCUGGCAUGUUUGAAAACGAAGUGGAAGGACUUUUUAGACGGACACAUCCGAAUAAUGUAGUCAAUUUUGCCCAUAUACAUUUGUUAAAUAUUAUUUAAACUAACUGUUGUAUCUAUAUUUGUAAGAAUGUCGUCUCUAUAGAACAGAGACAGAAAAGCGCAUAUCCAGCGAAUGUAAAACUAACUUUUUUACUAACUUGUAGUUUUUUAAUGUCAGGAACAUUUAAAAAAAACUACAAUCCCCAUACGUCACGUAACUUCCGCCAUCUUGAUUAAGGCGGUCCACAGACAGCAGAGACCUGCCAAGUUUAGUUUAAUGCACAUCCAUAGAGGUAGAACUAGUAGCGAAGCGUGCAAUAACAUUUUACUAGUCUACUGGUGUCCGUCUGCAGGGCGGGCUUGAAAGCCAUGGCCGAACCGAUACAUGCUUUGUGCAAUGAGCUUAUAAAGGCCGUGAAUGUGAUGAUGGAGGCAGAAUCCAGUCAGACAUACCGCCUGGAGGCCCUUAAGUUUAUUGAAGAUUUCAAAGAGAAAAGUCCUUUCUGCAUUGAAUGUGGUCUUCAGUUAGCGGAGAAAUCCCAGACUGCAGUGGUCAGACACUUUGGGCUGCAGAUACUGGAGCAUGUAGUCAAGUUUCGGUGGAAUAACAUGGCUCCGCAAGAAAAGCUCCGUCUGAAGAACUGCACUAUGGGCCUGUUGUCACAUGGUACACAUCCAAUUCUGCAACAGGAAUGUCAUGUUAAGGAUGCGCUCUCACGCAUAGUAGUUGAGAUGAUCAAGAGAGAGUGGCCGCAGCACUGGCCUGACAUGCUGAAGGAGAUGGAGGCCCUGACUGCUAUGGGGGAUGCUCAGACAGAACUUGUAAUGCUUGUACUGCUGCGGUUAGCUGAGGAUGUGAUGACAUUUCAGACAUUACCCACUCAAAGACAGCGAGAAAUCCAGCACGCCCUCGAGGAGAAUAUGGGCAGCAUCUUCACCUUCCUGCGUGGCAUUUUAAUUAUGCAGCUUCAUGUGAAUGAGUACAACAAGUUGAAAUGUGUUGCUGGUCUGGAAUUGAAGACAAAAGCUCACUGGCGAGUUGGUGUGACCACUCUCAACACUCUGGCUGGCUACAUCGAUUGGGUUGAUCUGAACCACAUCACCAAUGAAAACUGCCGUCUUUUGGAGAUCUUGUGCCUGUUGCUGAGCGAACCUGAGCUUCAGUUGGAGGCUGCAGAGUGUCUGCUAAUUGCCAUUAGUAGGAAAGGAGAGUUAGAAGAGAGGAAGCCAUUUUUGAUGCUCUUUGAUGAAGUCAUCAUGAACUACAUCCUGUCUGCUGCACAGUCGGCAGAUGGUGCAGCUCUGUGUAAACAAUCAUCAGGUGCCAUUGUGGAAAGAAGAUACACAUUUUUGAAGAGGCUGUGUCAGGUUCUCUGUGCCCUGGGUAGCCAAAUCUGCUCUCUAGUGUGUUUUAGAGUUCCCGUUAACCUGAAUAAAUAUAUGGAAGCUCUUCUUGCCUUCACUACUCAUCCUAGCCAGUUUCUGAGGUCGUCCACGCAAAUGACCUGGGGAAACCUAUUCCGACAUGAAAUUUUAUCAAAGGAUCCUGUAAUUGGCCAAAUGGCCAUAAAAUAUUUAAGAGCGGCAAGGAUCAAUCUUGUGAAAGCUGGAUUUCCCUCCAAGAAUGAUUGUCCAGGUUGUGAAUUCUCCAGAGUGGACUUUGAUAGUGAUGAAGAUUUCAACUGCUUCUUUAAGUCUUUCAGGGCUCAGCAGGGGGAAGCAGUUCGUCUGGCUUGUAAAAUUGUCCCGUUUGAGACCUUUCAAAUUGCAAGGGAGUGGGUGCAGUAUCAGAUCAACACACCUAUAGAUACUGGGAAUUCAACAUCUAAGACAGAGAAGGAUCUCUGUUCUGCCUUGUCCCCUUCAGCGGUUCAGUGGGAUGCCAUGACUUUCUUCACUGAAAGUGUAUUUGGACAGCUCUUCAAAAUCCUUGACAAAGAGAAACUUCCCAUGGAUGAGGGCAUGGAGCUGCUGCAGAUGGUUGUAAACUAUGAGACUAGAGAUCCUCUCAUUCUGUCCUGUGUUCUUACCAUCAUAUCCACUUUCUUUCCCUUUGUCAAACACCAACCUCACUUCCUGCCUCAAGUACUCUCUAAGAUAUUUACUGCCACCACAUUUGAAUUGGUUGAUGAACGCAAGGCACCUCGAACGCACCCUCUUAAGAACGUCAGAAGACAUGCCUGUUCCUCCAUCAUUAGGAUGUGUCGAGAUUAUUCAGACUUUAUUCUGCCGUGCUUUGACAUGAUGUAUGAGCAUGUGAAGAGCUUGUUCUCCAAUAAGAAGCUGCUGACACAGAUGGAGAAAAGUUCUCUUAUGGAAGCCCUGAUACUGAUCAGCAAUCAGUUUAAAGACUAUAACAAGCAGAAAGCCUUCCUGGAGGAACUCAUGGCACCUGUUACUGCACAGUGGCUGUCAGAGGAGAUGAGGAGCGUUUUAUGGGAUCCUGCUACCUUCUUGGCGUAUGUUGGUGCUGACCAUUACUCUGAAACUGGCAGUGCAUUUGUUUAUUUGCCAGCAACCUGUCAAAAUAUUAGUUUUUGUGUGUACACCAUGCUUGGGGUUGUGAAGCAUGCUCGUUGGCCCGCUGAUCCUGAGGAGGCAAAAGCAGGCGGAUUUAUGAUCAGCACUAACUCUGAUGGGACCCCCGUCUACAGAAACCCUUGUGCAGAGCCCCUGCAGGCCCUGCUGCCCAACCUUUUGGCCCUCAUCAGGACCCACAACAGCUUGUUCUUGCCAGAGAACGUCAAACUUCUUAGCAAGACCUUUACUAGAGUCUAUGAUGAUAUGGAUAUGGAGGAAAAUUCUGUUUUAGGAAUUUCUCAACCAGUUUUAGAUUCCUACGACUCUACAGUGUACAAAAACAUUGUUGAGCGAGGCUUCUUCACCGCACUCUACAGAAACUGUUACCAAGUGCUUGGGAAUGCUGGUCCCUGCUUGCAACAAGACUUUUAUGCAAUAGAAGGCUUGGCAGAGCAGAUCAUUGGUUCUGCCUUCAUCCAUCUAGACAGUGUUCCAGACCACAGGCUUCGUCCCCUAGUCCGUCUGUUCAUGAAGCAGCUGGUCAUGUCCUGUCCUCAUGAGUACUAUGACAGCCUCCUUUGUCCUUUGCUGGGUCCAUUAUUUACCUAUCUACAGCAGAGACUGAGCUUUCGGUGGCAGAUCAUCAACCAAAGGAUCAGUCUGUGUGCUCAGGAGGAGGAGGAGGCCUAUGAGGAGAACCAUGUGACUCAGGAAAUGGUGGAGGAGCAGCUGUUGCAGUUGGUCACACGAGAGGUUAUUGACCUUCUAAGUGUGACUUGCAUUACAAGAAAAUGUCCAAAGCUAUCUGCAAACAAAGAGGACACAGAUGGAGAUAAGAGGAUGGUGUUAAAGGAUUCCUCAAAGGGGAUUCAUGAGCUCUCAGAAUUGGGCAAGUGCCUUCUCCGUAGUGAGGAUAUUUAUAUGAACCUCCUGACUAUAUGUUUUAACUCCCUUUCCUGGAAGGACACUGUACACUGUGAAUGGACUGCUGGUGUGCUCUGCUGGACUUUGCUAAAACAGGUGCUUGGUGGUAACCUGCUCCCGGAGGCUGUGACGUGGAUCUACACCAGUGUACUGAAGGGUCUGCAGAUGCAUGGGCAACACGAAGGCUGCAAUGCUGCGCUAACUCAGCUGGCCUUUCUCAUCUACGAGUCUCUAAGGCCUCGAUAUGCUGAGCUGCGUUUCAUCAUGAAUCAGAUCCCUGAUAUCCAAGUUGAUGCCCUGGAGCAGUUUGAUCAGAAGGCCAUCCAACCCGCUGUAACAAAGGCAGGAGAGAAGAAAAAGAAAGAGCAGUUUAAACGGCUCAUUGCAGGCGUUGUUGGGAAACCCCUUGGACAGCAGUUCAAGAAGGAAGUACACAUCCGAAACCUUCCAUCUCUGUUUAAGAAGCCAAAGCCUACGAAAGAUGUGCUGGAGAACACUGAUUCUGCAGGUCUGAUCUCUCUAUUCUCUCCUGACCGUGACAAUUGCUGAGGGAACCACAGCUCCAUGACACCCUCACUACUCUUGUGUGUAGUACAUUAUCCAGUCUGAAAGUCCUUUUUAUGGACAUGGAUGGUUUAUUGAAAUGAGGAAAUACAGCAAGGACAUUUGUGUUUCAUGUAAUUUGGGUGUACAAUGUUUCUCUUCUUUUGUAUGGAUCUAUGUAAUGGAUCUGUUUAAUUGUUAUUUAAAGAAUAUUAAAAACUUGCUGUCAAAAGUUUUUUUUUUUUUUUUUUUUUUUCAUUAAAAAAACCCUUUUGAAAAAGAUUGAGAAGUCUUGUUAAUCAUACAGUACCAUAUCUGUUCUGGGGAUCUGAUGUGCAAAACAAUUUUUGAAGUAAAUGACAAAAUCAACAUUAAUUGGCAUUUGACGUGUACAGAUUGUGUAAAAAGAGUUGUGAUUUAUACUCUGCAGUUUUUAAUAAAUGUAUACCUGAACAGUUUUCAGUGAUUGUAUAGACUCUUUCCUCAGUUGUGAUAUGUAAAGUCUGUGUAAAAUAUUAAUUUACUGUGACAAGCCUGUAUAUAACAUGUCAGUGCAGCUGAGCAUUUAGUCUGCACAGCAUAAUAGAUGGGUAAAGACAUUUCUUCACAUAGAAUCCAUAUAAUUAGUUUAACGCAAUUAAGAAUUAAAUUGUUUUUGAUUGCGACUCUGUGCUUAACCCUUAUGUGUCCAUUUUUGUCUUUGCCAAUGUGUAUUUUUUAUUGGAAUUGUAAUAAUUCACCAUCAUUUCCUUUCAUAAAUCUAUUUUACACUAGAUAUACAAAAUAGUUACACUCAGGACCUUGAAAUGCUCCCAUUUAAACCAAUUAAAAUGGCACAUUUAAAUCCCAGUACCAUUUAAACAUAAAAUCAUGUUUUUGUUGUUUGUGUUAUUUUUUCUGUCUUUUAUUCUGUUGGCAAGGCUUAAAAAUUUUUUUUUUUUUGUUAUUUUCUACUAGUUGGCAUAAUUUCUCAGGUUUGGCCUAUGGAGUAAAUGUAUUCCUUUUUUCCUGUUUUCUGCUUCUGCUGUAUUAUAGAGCACUGCAGGCUACUUGAAUAAAUGAUGCAGCUGUAAUUGUGUAGGUGUAGUGGGAAAUGUGUGUAUGUGAGUAGUAGUUUUUUGUUUUGUUUUAAAUCUGGCGCGGCACAAAAAAAAAAAAAUAUAUAUAUAUAUAUAUAUAUAUAUAUAUAUAUAUUAAUAAUACAUCAAAAUCGAUAUUGUACAUAUAUGACAUAUCCAAGACUGUGUAAAAAUCCCCCCAAAAAAAU
This is a messenger RNA of Ctenopharyngodon idella (grass carp), 5468 nucleotides long. RefSeq names its product exportin-5-like. Gene Ontology annotation, biological process: RNA export from nucleus; protein export from nucleus. Gene Ontology annotation, cellular component: cytoplasm; nucleus; RNA nuclear export complex. Lineage: Eukaryota; Metazoa; Chordata; Actinopteri; Cypriniformes; Xenocyprididae. The transcript is spliced from 33 exons. The coding region runs from base 584 to 4207 and encodes 1207 amino acids. The record is from RefSeq and is a predicted model, not a curated record. Gene Ontology annotation, molecular function: nuclear export signal receptor activity; small GTPase binding; RNA binding.